Argiope bruennichi is the source of this 6265-nucleotide messenger RNA. It is a transcript of the gene Tomosyn, whose product is annotated as syntaxin-binding protein 5-like. Lineage: Eukaryota; Metazoa; Arthropoda; Arachnida; Araneae; Araneidae. The transcript is spliced from 29 exons. The coding region runs from base 129 to 3446 and encodes 1105 amino acids. The record is from RefSeq and is a predicted model, not a curated record. Gene Ontology annotation, molecular function: GTPase activator activity; syntaxin binding; myosin II binding. Gene Ontology annotation, cellular component: cytoplasm; SNARE complex; plasma membrane. Gene Ontology annotation, biological process: regulation of exocytosis; regulation of protein secretion.
UUUGAUGGUUUGUAAAUAAAUCGGUGUUUUGUAACGUUUGUGCUGGAUUGGUUAUUGUGCUGUAAUCGCUGGCAAUAAUUAUUUGAAAAUGUUUCUUUUUUGAUAUUAUUUAAUUUGCUCAAUUUAACAUGCCUAGACCUGAAACCAAAAGAUCAAGUGGGUUUUUCAAAGGGGUACUCGAUGGUUUGCGCUCUUCUGUCAGUCAGCGAUCAGACUAUAUUGCUGAUGAAAAUCUGCAGCCUGAACUCUUCCGGAUUCUUAAGACAAUGCGCCAUGGAUUUCCUUUCCAACCAACAGCAAUAGCUUUUGAUCCUGUUCAACGCAUUUUAGCAUUAGCCACAAAAAACGGUUCGCUCAGGCUAUUUGGUCGACCUGGUGUGGACGCAUGUGUGCAACAUGACAUUGACUCUGCAGUUUUUCAGAUAUUGUUUCUAGUCAAUGAGGGGGCCUUAGUUACAGUUUGUGCUGAUGAUACCAUGCAUCUUUGGAAUAUUCGACAGAAACAACCUGAAAUUGUUCACACGCUGAAAUUUCAAAAAGAAAGGAUAACCUAUACAUGCCUUCCAUUUCAAUCUAAAUGGCUCUACGUUGGAACAGAAAGGGGGAAUGUUCAUAUUGUGAAUGUGGAGUCUUUCACUUUGUCAGGUUAUGUCAUUAAUUGGAAUAAAGCUGUGGAAAUUUCUAGAAAAUCUCAUCCAGGCUUUGUUGUGCAUUUAAGUGACAAUCCUGUUGAUCCAAAUAAAUUGCUUAUUGGUUAUGAGAGUGGAACUGCUGUACUCUGGGAUCUCAGGAAUAAAGCUGCUGACUGCAGAUUUCAGUGCUCUGAGCUUCUCAGAAGUGCGUCUUGGCACCAUGAAGGACGGCAGUUUAUGUGCAGCUAUAAUGAUGGAAGCCUUCGAACUUGGAAUAUUAAAUAUCCUUCAAAACCUGAAUCUGUUUUAUAUCCUCAUGCUAAGACUACAAAAGAUAAAAAUUCAGAGGUAUGCCAUCCUAUAACCAAAGUAGAGUGGAGAACUGCUCGUGGGAGUGAUUCUUUCAUAGCAUUUGUGGGUGGAAUGUCAGUUGAAAAGAAGAAACAAAAUCCUUGUGUUACUGUACUUCAUGGGAAAACAACUACUGUCUUAGAAAUGGAACAUAGCAUUAUUGACUUCAUUACAUUAUGUGAAACGCCUUGGCCAAGUGAUUACCAAGAUCCAUAUGCAAUAAUAGUAUUGCUGUAUAAUGAUUUGGUUGUUAUUGACCUAACUAGCUCUGGAUAUCCAUGCUAUCAAAAUCCCUAUCCCAUGGACUUGCAUGAAUCUCCAGUUACAAGUUGCUCUUAUUUUGCUGAUUGCCCUAAUGACUUAAUUCCAGCGUUGUAUUCAACAGGCACAAAAGGAAAAAAGAACGUGUGUUUUUCAGAAAAGGACUGGCCAGUUGACGGAGGUAGCUGGGGAAUAUCUACUCUUAGUUAUCCAGAAGUUAUAAUAACUGGUCAUGCUGAUGGUUCCCUGAAAUUUUGGGAUGCCUCUUCUGUUUCACUCCAAAUUUUGUACAAGCUCAAGAUAUCAAGACUCUUCGAAAAGCCUAAACUUCUGCCUACUGGCGAACAUGAGGAUGAUCCGUUUGCUAUUGAACGUGUUGCAUUUUGUCCUGAAUCUCGAAUACUGUGUGUGGCUGAUGCAAGCUCUCAUGUUAUAGUUUUUGACUUCCAACAGCAAGAAACGCAGUCCGAAAUAACAGUUUUAGAAAUUCCUGUUUUUUAUGAAACUGAUGAAGAUCUAGAUAAUCCAGAUGCUGAUAUAGCAGUUGCCUAUCAACAAGUUAAAAUUGAGAAUCAGAAUUCUGCAUCAAACCAAGAUAGUGCUAAAACGCAUUGCGGAUAUAUACCUACAAAGGUAAAAGCAGGUGUCUUGAAAAGGAAUCCAGGAUUUCAAGCAGAAAUAGUUUGUCUUGCUCCAGUUAUAAAUAAAAAUACUCCUUUACAUAUAACAGCUUUAACGAUCAAUGCCACAAUUGGUUUGAUUGCAUAUGGCAGUGAGUGCGGCGUAGCUAUUGUUGACAUCAUACAGAAGUGUUGCGUUGCAAGCAUGAACACUGCUGAUUUAUAUGGGUCAUCAGAUCCUUAUCAAAAAGUUCCACGUUCACCUAAAAGAACCAAUAUGACGUUCGGUGAAAAUCCGAUUGAACCGGAUAAAUGUCGCUCAUCUGCUGUUGAACAGGUGAACGGUAUGUGCCUCAGUCCAACUACUCGUAAGCAUUUAUUACAAAGAAAACCUCCAUCAGCUGAAAUGCGUCGGACCAAGUCACAAGAUAAAAUAGAUAGUUCCUUCGCACGAUCUCGUAGUUCCAGUAUGUCUAGCUUAGAAAAUAUGACAUCAGAAGCAGUGCAAUGUCUAGUUUUUGCUGAAUCGUACUGUAGAAAAUCAGAUUUUGUUACCUCCCCAACUCUGUGGGUUGGAACGAACCUUGGCUCUGUUCUUAUCAUACUCCUUACUCUUUCUUCUUCUGAUGAUGAACGAUAUACUCAACCUGUCAUCGUAUCUCCUAGUGGGACUGUUUAUCGGUUGAAAGGUUCUAUUUUGUCAGUAUCCUUCCUUGAUUCAACAGGAACCAUGCUAUCACCUAAUUUUGAGCCAUGGAAGUCAGAAAACAAAUCAAAUAACGAUAAAGAACGAAAGAAGCUUUCAUCCAAUAAUCAUUCAAAAAGCAAAGUCUCUCCAACAGCUGAUUUUCAAGAUUCUCAACUGGUAUUGAUGUGCUCAGAGAAACAAGCAAUUCUUGUAACAGCCCCUUCUCAGUCUUGUCUUCAAAAAAUCAAUCUGACAGAAACUUCAUUUGUUGUUAAAGCCGAAGUUAUUUUGCUUAAAGAUCAUGAUAAAAUAUGUUUAUGCUGUUAUGCUGCCAGUGGAAGUAUUACUAUCUAUAGUUUGCCUUCUCUGAGAAUCAUUUGUACUGAAGAGUUUCUACCUUUAGUUGAUAUGCGUGUUGCUAGAACCUUUUGUUUUAGUAAGAAUGGACAUGGGGUAUAUUUAUGUUCACCUACAGAACUACAGAAGUUUUCUAUAUCUGCUGAUUAUUGUAAUUUAUUGCAAGAUAUGCUUGGAACUCUUUUUGUUAACAAAGAACUUCCCGAAGCUCCAAAACAAAGUUUCUUUAAAGGACUUUUUGGUGCAGCCCCAAGUAUACUCGACAGAGAGGAGUUAUUUGGCGUUUCCAGUGGUAAACCUUCCAAAAAUGUAGCUAGCCAUGUACAUAUCAGUUCAAACAGUGAACAAAUAAAAGCGCAUGCAGGAACACUGGGUGGAGAACUUGCUAAAGUGAAGCAGAAUCUAGCUGAGAGAGGCGAAGCCUUAUCGCAGUUGGAAGAUCGGACUGAGAAAAUGAUGUCUGAAGCUGAAAGUUUUCAAAGCGCAGCAAGACAAUUAGCAACAAAAUUUAAAGAUAAAAAAUGGUAUCAGUUUUGAAAGCCACAAGGGAACAUUUUUGUUGGCACUGUCUUUGAUAUGUUAAUCAUAUUAACAACUGUUCUUCAUGAGUUAAAACUGUUUCUGAUUAUAUGUGUAGCUGUCAAAUAACUGUAAGGUCCAGAGUUUUUUCUUUUCCUCAUGGAAUUUGAAGCUUCUGCAUGUAAAAUAUGAUCCCAAGUAUGAAAUGAGUUUUAAAGUCAGUUCCCUUUUAUUUUCUUGUAUCUAAAAGAUGGCUAUUAUAUACAUUUAUGUUGAUAGUUUACAAUUAUUUUUUAUGAAUGCUUCUAAAAAGAAACUAAAUGUUGAUUUGCGCAAAAGUUAAACAUAAUUUUUUAAAAAAUCAUUUUUUGUUGAACAUGAAGUUGUGUUUCUAUAUAUCUCAAAUAUAUAAAUAUGCCUUUUACAAAUUAAUGAAAUGGAAAAGUAAAUAACUUGCUUCCAUUAAUUAAAUAAGCAAAUUUCCUUUCUUUUGACCGAAGUUUUCUUCCUGUAUUAAUGUGAUUAUGUUGUUGCUUUGCUGGACUCUCUCAUGGAGUUUUCUACUGAUAAAGAUCAUUUCUUUUUAAAACCCUUUCUCUUUCAACUAACCAUCUAUCGUCUUUCAUUUACUAAGUACAUAUUAUUCUAUUUAUUGUUUGAAUGUGAGAACAUAUAUUUUUGUUACAGGCUUGAAAUUAAAAAUUUCAGUCGGUUUUGGUAGUCAUAUAAAAUUUGGAUAAAAACAGUCUUUUAUUAUUUUCAUGCAUUGCAGAACUAUAACAUCAAAGUUAUUUUUUCUCUCUGUAUAUAACUCGAAAGAAUUGUGUUAUGCUGACUAUUUAAAAAAAUACAUUGCAACGAUUGCAAAGAAAACAAGCAUUAUGCUGCGAAGUGUAAUUGCUGUGUGUCCAUAAUGAGAACACUUCCAGACGAAUGCCUAAGUUUACGGCGGCCGCUAAAGAAAUAGGUUAUUGUCGGAAGAGUAGUUAUAAAUUCAUUCAAGUUUCUUACAUUGGCUCGUUUAGCGCCAAAUUGACGAUAUUUGGUAUUAAUGCAUUUAUUUUUUGAAAACAAAUUCAAAAUUAAUUUUCUAAACUAAAAAUAUUUGAAUACUCGGAAUAUUGAAAAUUUCUGUUAUUCCUGUCAUAUGUAUACAAAGAACAAUGCAAAUCAAAUAAAAAAAAUACUAAAUAAUUAUUUAUAUGCCUAACGAUUGCGCUAGAAAAAAUAAAAUCUAAAGUAGAAUCAUGUAUGACAAAAAAUUAAUCGUCUUCAUUUCAUUUGAUUUAAAUUUAUGUAAGUAAUUAAUGCCAAAUUCUGUGCGAAACGCGAGGUAAUCUCUCUAAUUUAAAUUAAAAGUAAUAGUAUAAUUAAUCGUAAUUUUUCCAUAAUUUUUAUAAAAGCUUGUUUAUAUUUUAAUAUAAAGUAAAAUGUUCAUUGUUAAAUAUGCUUGAAACAUUUUGAAAUUUAUAUUUAUUUAUUCUCGAGUAUAUUCUAUUUUCCGUAACACAAAAUUAACAAUUAUCAUACUAUUAAUUUUUAGAUUUAAAAAAAAUCUAACUUUGAUUUGUAAUUUAUUUUCAAUAUGCACAAGCUUUCCUCAACGUAAUUAAUUUUGCAAAGUUUAUAUGUAAAAGUAUUCCGAAUUUGAAAAUAAUUCAAGUGUUCAUUCAAGUGCGUGCCAGAGGUCCCGGACUUAAAAGGAAAGCCCAAAUAAAUAAAACCAGCAUCGCUUUACAUUAUUCUAUGAAAAAAGCUGUAAAAGGUUUGUUUUAAAGUAAUAUUCCAGAUGACUAUUUCCUCGGGUUAAAAAAGAAAUUAUUUCAAAGAAAACUUUUUCUCGCGAACUGUCAUUUCAAGUAAUAUAGUGAUAACUGGGCUUUUCUUUUCAAUGUAUAUCGGUGGUCAUGAGCAGCGUAGCAAUAAAGGAUCCAUAAAUUCCUGCGUUCAUUUUAUAAUUUUGGAGUUGAAAAUUCUUCAUUCCCAAUAUCCUUAAAUUUCUUCUUCACAUUUCAGUUCAAUGCUCAUCAAUGUCGAUCGAUCAAUCAAAUUCUCAUUAUCUCACUUUUUUUUUUUAUCACAAUCAAAGCACCUGAGUAGAAGAAACAUCGUUAAAUAUUUUAUUUCUUAUAGUUCAUAUUAACAUGCGUAAAUUUUUAGAUUCUUGGAAUUAUAUCUAAAAAGGAAAGCCUGAACAAAUGUCUUUUUUUUUUUUUUUUCACAAAAUUCUGCUACAUUAUGCACAAUUUUAUGUGCUUGUGAUUUUAAAGUCACCCCUUCCUUAAAUUGGAAAGGUAUUUUAAAGGAUACCUGCAUUUAAGGGAAAGAAAAAAUUAUUAAAUAAUGAAAUGCAGUUAAUAUUAACCUAAGAAAAGGUUAAUAAAAUAUAAAGGAAGUAAGCUAAGCGAAUAUAAAGACACGUGCCACUGCGGCUAAAGCGAGAAGACGAAUGAGCAACAGCUUUUUUUUAAGGUUUCAAAUUGACGCCAAGAAAAAAAGACACCGCCGGACUUCCAUCAGAUUAAUCUUAUUCGAAUGGAUCUACAGAAACUUGUUUCUAUAACGCCCGCCGUAAAAAUAGGCAUUUGUCUGGAAGUAUUCUCGUGGUGGACACAUAGUACUAAUAUCGUGCAAAAUUAAAAAAGAAAAAAAAAUUUAAUACCGUUGUUAUAGCUUGCAUAUGCUGUAGACCAAAUGCUCCGACCAAAAUUAAAAUGUAUUGGAAGUUCAAAGUAUAAUUUGUUUUUUUUUAAAUGUAAUUUUUAGAAUUAAAAAAAAAUUUUUGAAAUUUUACAAAUAUAUGUAGGAUCAUUACAUAUAUAAUCAGUUUUAUCAAA